UCACCGCCACGCUGCCCUUGGUUCAGAAGCGCGCGGCGCCGGUUGUGGUUGUUGUCUGGGGGCCGGUUGCGGAGCACAGAGGACAGGUUUGAUAAUUCAAGCUUGAUUAUCAGCCCGAUCAGAUACAAUGGCAGAUGAAUCCAAGCCCGCAGAAGGAGGCGACGCCGGAUCUGAGUAUAUCAAGCUGAAGGUCGUGGGACAGGAUUCCAAUGAAAUACACUUCCGAGUUAAGAUGACAACACAAAUGGGAAAACUGAAGAAGUCAUACAGUGAAAGAGUGGGUGUACCAGUGACGUCACUCCGGUUUCUCUUCGACGGCCGCCGGAUCAAUGACGACGAGACGCCGAAGGCGCUAGAGAUGGAGAACGAUGACGUCAUCGAGGUGUACCAGGAGCAGACUGGCGGCCGCUGAGGUGCGCUGCGGCCCGCCCCUCUGGCCAUUCCCACUGGCCGGCGUCGUGGCCCGGCCCGGCAGGUCACGUGUGUGCUGAGCCGGGCGCCGUCCACGGCCGCGCCCUCCCACGUCGUCAUCUCAUCAUCACUUGCCGCGCGACGCGGUCCGAGCAUUGUGAGACGCCCCGACCCAGCGCCUCGCCGCCCCAUGUCACCGUAGACGGCGGUGGCUGGCUUUUGUUCGGUAUGCAAAGGUAGAAUCCUCCACCGAUUACUGGGUACGUCCACUGCUAUGUCCGGUUAAUGAAUCCCAAAAGAACUAAACGCAUGGUUGGGUCAACUGCUUCCCGCUUGCACUCUGCAUCUUGCUUCUGUUGUGGACAGGCGAUUGAGACGCUACGUGUUAUUCUCUGAGAUACUUCGCAUGCGACAGCUAAUCUGUAAUCAGUGUGUUCCGUGUCUGGGAAAAAUACUUGGUGUCUUAGAAAAUACAUUUGUACUAUCCAUGCUCA
Pollicipes pollicipes is the source of this 905-nucleotide messenger RNA. Its product is annotated as small ubiquitin-related modifier. Lineage: Eukaryota; Metazoa; Arthropoda; Thecostraca; Pollicipedomorpha; Pollicipedidae. Bases 128 to 412 code for a protein of 94 amino acids. Gene Ontology annotation, molecular function: protein binding. The record is from RefSeq and is a predicted model, not a curated record. The transcript is spliced from 4 exons.